GACCUAUCAAAGGAUACCUUCGUCCAUCCAAGGCCAUCCCCGCGCGUUGCUCCCUAAAGGCUAGUAUACUAUCUGUAGCCGAUUUUUAUUGUAAAUAGUCCGGUGGGCUCCGAGCAAGGCGACGUGAAUUUGGAAGUGAAACUCUCCUUGAUCAGUGAGAGGCAAUAUACUCCGAUGUCAUUUCUACCGCCCGAACAUGGAAGCCGUCAAAAUGCACAUCGAAUUCGGCCUCGAGGAGACUUACAAGCAUGCUUGCAUCACUGAAGGCAGCCGCUAUUUCGGCACAUUCCGCACUGGUUCACCCUGUUCCCCCAUCUACCUCCCAUCAUUGUAAGUAGGCACCUUUCGCAAUAACUAUCACCUGUACACUCCCUUUAGACUGUCAUCAUGAUCAAGAUAUGGAGCAUGAAGAAGAACGAGGACGCUGCAACCAAGAAGCGACCGAAAACAAGUGCUGCACAGAUACGAGUGCAGAAAGAUCUGACCGAACUUGACCUCCCUCCCACCAUGAAGACGGACUUCCCGGACCCUACCGACCUCCUGAACUUCACUCUCACCAUCACCCCUGAUGAAGGCAUGUACAAGGGUGGUGCUUUCACUUUCUCAUUCACCAUCAACACCAACUAUCCACACGAACCACCCAAAGUCAAGUGCAUGCAAACAAUAUACCAUCCAAACGUUGACCUCGAGGGAAACGUGUGUUUGAAUAUUCUCCGAGAAGACUGGAAACCUGUCUUAAAUUUGAACUCGGUCAUGGUCGGCCUACAAUACCUUUUCUUGGAGCCUAAUGCAGAUGAUCCAUUGAACAAAGAGGCAGCAGAAGAACUACGAAAGAAUCGUGAACAAUUCCUGUACAAUGUUAAGACAUCCAUGCGCGGUGGUGUUAUCAAGGGUGUGACAUAUAACAAGGUCCUUAUAUGAUGUUUAUUAGACGCGUGUAGACGUUCCCAUCUGUCCACCAUGUUCCUUGUUUUCCACUGGCAUUAUUUUGUAUUCGAAGAUCGUCGAGAUAUUUGGUCAUUGCGGGGGAUCAUUAUUACAACAAGGUAAUACAUUGUCUGGCUGGAUCGCAGAUUUCCUCAAGCGUUUCGUUCCAUAUGCACUCAACUUCCCCUGUAAGUGGUGAAAGAAUACGGGCUAAUCAAAAGUGGGAUGU
Suillus plorans is the source of this 1156-nucleotide messenger RNA. RefSeq names its product ubiquitin-conjugating enzyme/RWD-like protein. The record is from RefSeq and is a predicted model, not a curated record. Bases 388 to 921 code for a protein of 177 amino acids. The transcript has 6 exons. NCBI's taxonomy places the organism in Eukaryota, Fungi, Basidiomycota, Agaricomycetes, Boletales, Suillaceae.